Phalaenopsis equestris is the source of this 1319-nucleotide messenger RNA. Its product is annotated as neuroguidin-like. The record is from RefSeq and is a predicted model, not a curated record. The transcript has 9 exons. Gene Ontology annotation, biological process: maturation of SSU-rRNA from tricistronic rRNA transcript (SSU-rRNA, 5.8S rRNA, LSU-rRNA). Lineage: Eukaryota; Viridiplantae; Streptophyta; Magnoliopsida; Asparagales; Orchidaceae. Gene Ontology annotation, cellular component: nucleolus; small-subunit processome. Bases 126 to 1319 code for a protein of 397 amino acids.
AUUAUCUACCUAAACCAAAGGAGCGACGGAACCCAUGGAAUAAGCCAGAUCGAAAAGAUCCGGCCGAAAAACUCGAAGGUUUGCUCCUUUGUGUUUUCCUGACCUCUAGAGUUGUAGCGCCGCAAAUGGCUGAGCAGGGCGAUCUCAAUGAGGAAACCCUAUCCAGGGGAACUCCUAAACUCGUCGCGUUGCUCAAAGAGAUGAAAGACGGACUUGAUAACGUGAGGAUCAAAGUGCAAGAUCUGACUCAGAAGGUUAAGCAGAGCCAACUGCCUACUGCAGAAGGAAUGAGCUACCUGGAGGCGAAGCAUUUGCUUCUUCUAAAUUAUUGUCAAUCCAUAGUUUACUAUAUUCUUCGUAAGGCCAAAGGAUUGCCGAUUGAAGGCCAUCCCGUUGUCAGGAGCCUUGUGGAGAUUAGACUGUUUCUUGAGAAGAUUCGUCCAAUUGAUAAAAAGCUUGAUUACCAAAUUCAAAAGCUCACAAGGGCUGCUGCUGGUGGUACUGCUGCAGAGAAAACUUUACAGGAGCAGUCGAAGGUGGAAUCUCAAGAGGAAGAUCCAUUGAGGUACCGCCCAAACCCGGAUUUGCUUGUAAGCAAAACAAGCCAGUCUCAGAAGGAUGUUGGUGGUGUAUACCGGCCACCGAAAUUCGCACCUACAAGCAUGGAUGACGAUAAGAUGUCAAAACAAGAGAAACAGGCCCUAAGGAGGGAUAAAGAAUUGCUGCGGCGGACGAAACAAAGUUCUUACAUGAAAGAGCUUAUGAAUGAGUUUGAAGAUAAACCUGAAGAGGUUAAUAGUGCUCACUCUCCUCUUUUCCCUUCUUGUGAUUAUAUAUUUUCUAUGCUGGAAUCCAGGGAAACUCCUAAACUCGUCGCGUUGCUCAAAGAGAUGAAAGACGGACUUGAUAACGUGAGGAUCAAAGUGCAAGAUCUGACUCAGAAGGUUAAGCAGAGCCAACUGCCUACUGCAGAAGGAAUGAGCUACCUGGAGGCGAAGCAUUUGCUUCUUCUAAAUUAUUGUCAAUCCAUAGUUUACUAUAUUCUUCGUAAGGCCAAAGGAUUGCCGAUUGAAGGCCAUCCCGUUGUCAGGAGCCUUGUGGAGAUUAGACUGUUUCUUGAGAAGAUUCGGCCAAUUGAUAAAAAGCUUGAUUACCAAAUUCAAAAGCUCACAAGGGCUGCUGCUGGUGGUACUGCUGCAGAGAAAACUUUACAGGAGCAGUCGAAGGUGGAAUCUCAAGAGGAAGAUCCAUUGAGGUACCGCCCAAACCCGGAUUUGCUUGUAAGCAAAACAAGCCAGUCUCAGAAGGGAACCUUGUAG